Molecule: messenger RNA, 2727 nt
Organism: Vigna angularis (adzuki bean)
Lineage: Eukaryota; Viridiplantae; Streptophyta; Magnoliopsida; Fabales; Fabaceae
Product: U-box domain-containing protein 17
Exons: 1
Coding region: 375-2519 (714 amino acids)
Biological process (GO): protein ubiquitination
Cellular component (GO): cytoplasm; nucleus
Molecular function (GO): protein binding; ubiquitin-protein transferase activity
Source: RefSeq, a predicted model, not a curated record
GAGAAAGUGUGGGGAAAUAAAAAAUAAAUAAUUUAUUUAUUACCCAAAACAAAAGUCUUUGGAAAUUCAGUCCCUUUGUUCCCAUCUUUUUCCGCUUGCGUACGCGGAUUCGGCCGAAAUUAUUAGCAUAAUCGACUCCUAAAUUCAUCUCUUUCUUAACUUGUUUUCAUUCCUACUUCUUUAAACGUUCAAAUUUCUUCACUCAACCACCGCGAAACUGUUUCAUAGCAUGCCACCACCGUUUCCAAACCCAGAAAAUACUUUCCCGGUAAAAAUUUCACCCUUCCAAAUUUCUCCCCUUUCCUUGCGGAACCCAUUCCUUUCCUGAAACCAGCAUCAGGGUCGCUGCGAGUUCAGAUAAAGAAGCACCUCCGAUGGCUUCAGCGGCUAUAUUUUCGUCGCUUCGACGGCGCCGGUCGCCAUCGCUGGAGGCGUUUCUUGUGCCAGUUGACCUCUCUGAGGUGGCGCUGCUGGAGACACUUAUCUCCGUCUCCGGAGACGUCGUAUCCUGCUUCUCCGACAAUCGGUUCCCCUUCCAGCGCCGGAACUCGCGUGCCCUCGUAGGAAAAGUAGAGAUUUUCCGGUCAAUGUUAGAGUGCUUGAGAGACUCUGCUGACGGUGGCGUUCUAACCCCCACGGCGGUGCUGUGCUUAAAGGAGCUUUAUUUGCUACUGUAUCGCUCUAAGAUUCUUCUUGAUUACUGUGCCCGAUCGAGCAAGCUGUGGCUCUUGCUUCAGAACCAUUGUGUGUCUGGUCACUUCCAUGACUUGUGUCAAGAAUUUUCGACCCUUUUGGAUGUUUUUCCCGUUGGAGAGAUUGGACUCAGUGAUGACGUUAGGGAACAGGUUGAGUUGUUGCAGAGACAGUCCAAAAGGGCUAAGUUGUUCGUAGAUAAGAAAGAUGACGCCCUUAGGAUAAGGUUCUUUUGGUUUCUGAAUGAAUUUGAAAGUGGGAGGGUUCCUGAUUCUAAGGACUUGAGGUGUUUCUUUGUUGAUAAGUUGCAGAUGCUCGAUGCUAAGAGUUGUAGGGUGGAGGUUGAGGCCUUGGAGGAGCAGAUUGUGAACCACGAGGGUGAUGUUGAGCCAACAGUUCCUGUGCUUAAUGGGAUGGUGGCUAUCACAAGGUAUUGUAGGUUUUUGUUAUUUGGGUUUGAGGAAGAAUUGGAAGUUGAAAGUCAGAAGAGAGCGAGGAAGAGGUUGAUUACCCAGGAAAUUGCGGAAACGUUUUUUACGGUUCCUAAGGACUUUUGCUGUCCGAUAACCUUGGACUUGAUGUGUGAUCCUGUAAUAAUUUCUACUGGUCAAACUUAUGAUAGGAGGUCUAUAUGGAGGUGGAUGGAGGAGGGGCAUUGCACUUGUCCCAAAACUGGGGUACUGCUUUCUCAUAACAGGCUUGUUCCUAAUCGUGCUCUUAGGAAUUUGAUUAUGCAAUGGUGCAGCGCACAUGGAGUACCCUAUGAUCCACCUGAGGGGGUUGAUCCAUCAGUUGAGAUGUUUGCAUCAGCUUGUCCCUCCAAAGCUUCCCUUGUAGCUAACCGAGAGACGGCCAUGCUUCUCAUUCAGCAGCUUGCUGAUGGGUCGCAAGUUGCAAAGACUGUGGCUGCCAGGGAGAUAAGAUUGCUGGCCAAAAAUGGAAAGGAAAACCGUGCCUUCAUUGCGCAAGCUGGGGCAAUUCCUCAUCUUAGGAAGUUGCUUUCCUCUCCUAAUGCUGUUGCACAGGAGAAUUCUGUGACUGCACUGCUCAAUCUGUCCAUUUUUGAAAGAAAUAAGAGUAUGAUCGUGGAGGAAGGGUGUUUGGGGUCAAUUGUUGAGGUGUUGCAAUUCGGGCACACGACUGAGGCAAGGGAGAAUGCUGCUGCAACAUUGUUCAGCCUAUCUGCUGUCCACGAGUAUAAGAAACAAAUUGCGGAUAAUGUGGGAGCUGUUGAAGCAUUGGCAUGGUUGUUGCAAGAGGGAACUCAAAGGGGGAAGAAGGAUGCUGUCACAGCAUUAUUUAAUCUCUCCACCCAUACUGAGAAUUGUUUGAGAAUGAUAGAGGCAGGGGCAGUGAAAGCUAUGGUCUUGGCUUUGGGGAAUGAAGGAGUUUCCGAGGAAGCAGCUGGUGCCUUGGCCUUGAUUGUUCGGCAGCCUAUUGGCGCCAUGGCAGUUGUGAGGGAGGAAGCAGCAGUAGGUGGAUUGAUAGGAAUUAUGCGUUGUGGAACGCCAAGAGGUAAAGAGAAUGCAGUUGCAGCUUUGCUGGAGCUGUGCAGGAGUGGUGGUGCAGCGGCAACUGAGAGGGUGGUUAGGGCGCCUGCCUUGGCCGGCUUGCUUCAAACCUUACUUUUCACAGGGACAAAGAGGGCAAGAAGAAAGGCAGCUUCACUUGCUAGAGUGUUUCAGAGAUGUGAAAAUGCAUCUCUGCAUUAUGGUGGAUUGGGUGUGGGUUAUGCAUUUGCUAGCGAUUCAGCUUCAACCAGGAAUACUACAAGCUUUGUGAGUGAUGUUUCACUUCCAAUGUCCAUUUCUGUUCCUGUUUUAUGAUAGUGGUAAUACUCAUUUCCCAUGUUUCUUGCGUUCAUGUUUUUUUGUAACUCUAUUCAUUCUUUCGUUGACAUUUAAUGUCAACAAGUAUAGAAAUACCAGAUGUAUUCAGAGAAGGAUGUGUUGUUGAGCAGUUAGCUUCAACCCAUGUGUAAUCUGUUUUUGCAAGAACGAAUACAAAAUGCUCGAAAAUGGAAUUAUUAGACCA